GCAGUGACCUCUCUUUUUAAAUAUGGCAGCUCGUGACUGUCAACAAAUAGUAGUCAUCGAAGUACUGUUUGUUUAGCCCUUAUUCUUAUCCUUUUCUAAUUUUACUGUCCUUUUCAAAGAGAACAACAUUAAACAAACGAAACAUGAGUGGAGGGCAAGCUUCACUCCUCCACUUUUAUGUUUUCAACACAGAAUAUGGACCGAAGGAAGGAGAGGAACACAAAAAGAUUCUGUUCUUCCAUCCUCCAGAUGUUGACAUAGAUACACAGGUAAAGCGGAUCGGCUUGAGUGAGGCAGUGACUCGGUUUGCUGCCACGUUCUCUGACAAGCCAUGUCAGAGCAUGCAUACGCAACAGACACGACAAGUGUUCUUCGAGCCGGAGCCCUGUUUCUGGAUGGUUAUGAGUGUGUCCAUCCCUUUUAAAGAGAAGGUCAAGGACGGUCAGACAGUGACGGAGUACCGGGAUGAUCAUGUGCAGGACUCAGUAUUUGAGUGCAUCCUAAGGCAGGCCUACAAGAUGUUCAAGCUGUUCAACGGCACAUUCACUACCAUCCUGAUGAGGGCAGAUGGCAAUGUAGACUCACUCAAGCAACGUCUAGAGCAUUUCUACAGCAAAUAUCUCCUCACACUGAAGCUGCCGCAGGGCGAUAUCUUGGAUGUGUUCAAUGGCAUCACCUUCCUACCCCUGGAUAAGAACACCUACCUGCGCAUCCAGUGCUUCAUCAACACAUUGGAGGCCACCUUCCCUUUCAUCAAGUACACCUCCUUCCUCUACAACGAGAAACUGGUCUGGAGUGGUUUGGAGCAGGAGGACAUGCGCAUCAUGUACCGCUAUCUGACUGCCAGCCUCUUCCCCACCUACCUGGAGCAGGAGCUACAGGGCGGACACAGCAGGCAGCCCUCAGGGUUUGGACACUACGGAAAGUUCAUGACUGGCCCUCCAGACCUGAGUGACGACAAGAACAUGGGCAAGGUGCCACGUGUCUAUGUCAACACAGAAGAGCUGGACGAGGAAUGUUACUUGAUUGUCUACACCGCCCUCAGUGCCACCAUCUGCCUUCUGGUCAACGUAAAGAGUCCUAUGAAUGUGGCCUUAUGUCGCAAGCUGGACGCUGUCCUCGGGCCACAGAUGAGCAAACUGGCCUCAGAUAUUGGGGAGCAGUAUUCGAAAAGAGUAGCUGCUCUCAACACGGCAGACCCAGUAUUUAAGUACCUGUACUUCAACCAUAUGAACCUAGCCCAGCAGACCACUGUGCACAUUGACCUUCAGAAAAGGUCAGGGGUCAACAUCCCUCUGGACAUCCUGCGUCUGCUCGGGGACAUCAACGCCGACCUCACAAGGGACAAUGAGGAUGGUGAGACCAUGGUGAAGACAACCUCUGACUACUGGGUGGUGGGGAAGAAGUCAGAGCAGAGGGAGUUUUACGUCGUGAUCAAUCAGCGCAGUGCUAACCUCAUAGAGAUCAAUGAUGAGGUCAAGCGAUUAUGCAACACAUAUCUCAACAGUAUAUUCUUCCUGGACUGACCCAAAAUUUAUUCUUUUCCGACAAACAAACCCUUCACUCUGAAUUUGGACUCACUCUGACCUAUGGAAUCACAGCCAUGGAACUUGAAAAUCAAAAUUAAAUUUUUACUCCAUAAA
This is a messenger RNA of Aplysia californica (California sea hare), 1643 nucleotides long. RefSeq names its product vacuolar fusion protein CCZ1 homolog. Gene Ontology annotation, biological process: vesicle-mediated transport. The transcript has 12 exons. Bases 144 to 1526 code for a protein of 460 amino acids. The record is from RefSeq and is a predicted model, not a curated record. Lineage: Eukaryota; Metazoa; Mollusca; Gastropoda; Aplysiida; Aplysiidae. Gene Ontology annotation, cellular component: intracellular membrane-bounded organelle; Mon1-Ccz1 complex.